Saccostrea cuccullata (small rock oyster) is the source of this 1714-nucleotide messenger RNA. RefSeq names its product tRNA wybutosine-synthesizing protein 5-like. The transcript has 10 exons. NCBI's taxonomy places the organism in Eukaryota, Metazoa, Mollusca, Bivalvia, Ostreida, Ostreidae. Gene Ontology annotation, molecular function: 2-oxoglutarate-dependent dioxygenase activity. The record is from RefSeq and is a predicted model, not a curated record. Bases 18 to 1235 code for a protein of 405 amino acids.
CAAGCGUUUAUGUGAUCAUGAUCAUCUUGCAACGUGCCCUGUCACCGAAAAUGAAACUAGAAACAUUCAUUAUUGUUUUUACUUCAGUAUCAUAUGCAAGAGAUUUAACUAAAGAAAAUGGACAUCUAAAACCAUUUGGAUAUGCAAAUUCUACUCUUAAAUGCGAUGAAGUUGAGAAAUUCCCGCCACCUGAUGUAUUUUUCAGGGAUUAUGUUUUUCCAAAGAGACCCCUUGUUAUGAGAAAUGCAGCCAAAAUUUCCCCAGCUUUCAAAUUGUGGACAGAUGAUUAUUUUCUUCAAGUUGAUGAACCAAGGACUCAUGUUGUAUCGGUGGAAACUGAAAAGAAGGAAAAUCGUAAGCAGGAUGUGCAUGAUAUGCCGUUUACAGAAUUUGUGGGCAGUUACAAUAAUUCAGGGAUAUACAUGGUGAACCCUGUACCAAAAUUCAUUAGUCAGGAUAUCAUUGUCCCUUGUUGUAUGCAGUGUCCAUUUAUAAUGGAAGGGAAACUAGUGGAAAAUAUAAUGUGGUUCAGUAGUGGGGGUACUAAAUCUGUUGUUCACACAGAUUCUGUAGAAAACAUCAAUUGUCUGUAUCGAGGAGACAAGCAGUUUGUGAUGGUAGACCCAGAUAAAUAUGGAGACAAGGUAGUAAAAUGUUACAGUGUUGACUACACAAAGUACCCUGGCUUGGCUGAUGUGGAAUUCUACACCAUUAACUUAACAGCAGGGGAUUGUCUUUUUAUUCCAUAUAAAUGGAUUCACCAGGUGCGGUCCUUUGACAGUAACCUGGCAGUCAAUAUCUGGUGGAAUCAUUUCAUUCCAAAAGAUGUAUCACUGGAAUCCUGUAACGCAGAGUGUGACCUUCAGCUGACCUUGAAAACCGCGGAAUUCCGGGGAUUUGAUCAAGUCAUGGAGAGUGUUGAUGCCAUCAAAGACCAUAUUUACUCUCUUCUUUCAAGACUAAAAACAUGUGAUUAUAAUUCAUUUCUAAAAGGUUUAAUUGGGGAUGAUAUUGAAUUUUUGGGAAACAACAACAUUCCUUAUGAUUCCUUGAUGAGGAAGAUGUUCCAGGAGAUAGAUAUAAAUAAAGAUGGAUCCACCAACGAGGAAGAAGUAGACAAGGUGGAGGAGCAGAAUUGGCUGAGAGUGCAGCAGAUAAUGGAUGAACUGAGUCGCCUGAUUAAAGACGCGGAGAGUCUGGAUAAUGGAGUGUUCAGGUUCAAGGACGAGUUAUAGAGGCCAAUCAAGGGGGACCAUUAAUUAUCUCAUUAGAUCUGAAACCUAGUCUAACUGCAAUGAAAUUCAUUUGUUCAUAAGAAUUUAUUGUUUAAUUUUGUUACCAAACAUAUUUUGAUACCAUGUAUUGGGUGUUUUUUAACAAACUAUUAACUUUUUAACCAACUAUUAUUUGUGUACAAGAAAUAUUCGUGAGUUUAGCGAUCCACUAUAACUCACAAAUAUUAAUUGCAGCAAACCAUUUAAUUUGCUUUAUAUUGGUGGAGAAUGUUUCCUUAGUAGCAAAAAUUAAACGUCACGGCCUGAUUGAAAACUGGCGACUUUAAAAAAAUAGUUGGUUUACAGUAUUCAAAUUUUAUUUCCUUUCAUCUUUACUUUUAUGAAGAGGUAAAAAUGUAAAUAUAGCAAUGAAAAUUUUAGCAAACUACUUAAAUUUAAAUAACUUAAAUAUACCAAAAGUCAUACCCUCACUAAAAUUC